Beta vulgaris subsp. vulgaris (sugar beet) is the source of this 3443-nucleotide messenger RNA. RefSeq names its product zinc protease PQQL-like. Gene Ontology annotation, biological process: proteolysis. The transcript has 21 exons. Bases 98 to 3121 code for a protein of 1007 amino acids. Gene Ontology annotation, molecular function: metal ion binding; metalloendopeptidase activity. NCBI's taxonomy places the organism in Eukaryota, Viridiplantae, Streptophyta, Magnoliopsida, Caryophyllales, Amaranthaceae. The record is from RefSeq and is a predicted model, not a curated record.
ACAGAACCAAAUCAUUGCUAAGGUGGGCAUAUUCCCCCGUUGUUAUUUGUUACACAGAGAGAGAGAGUGCAGGAGGAGGAGAGAGAAAGUAGAAGACAUGGAUUUACUGCCGGCAGAGACGCCGGAACUUGCGAAAAAGCACGGAUUUCGAUCGCUGAAGCUGUUAACCAUCGACAUGGAGCAGCCUCUCGCUGAUAAACCAUACGGCGUAGAUUACGGCAGGCUCGACAAUGGCCUCACUUACUACGUUCGAUCCAAUUCAAAACCUAAAAUGCGCGCUGCUCUUGCUCUCGUUGUUAAAGCUGGCUCAGUUUUGGAAGAGGAAGAUGAAAGAGGAGUUGCUCACAUUGUUGAACAUCUAGCUUUCAAUGCAACUACAAAAUAUACAAAUCAUGACAUUGUCAAGUUCUUAGAAAGCAUUGGAGCAGAAUUUGGUGCUUGCCAGAAUGCCAUGACUUCAGCUGAUGAUACUGUUUACGAGCUCUUUGUCCCUGUAGACAAACCUGAACUACUCUCUGAAGCUAUAUCAGUCUUAGCAGAAUUUAGCACUGAGAUUCGGGUGUCAGCGGAAGACUUGGAGAAAGAGAGGGGAGCUGUUAUGGAAGAGUAUAGGGGAAGCCGGAAUGCCAAUGGCCGAAUGCAGGAUUCACAUUGGGCUUUGAUGAUGGGAGGUUCUAAGUACGCGGAGCGUUUGCCAAUUGGAACAGAAAAAGUUAUUCGAACAGUUUCUGCUGCAACUGUGAAACAAUUCUAUAAGAAGUGGUACCAUUUACAGCAUAUGGCAUUGAUAGCUGUUGGAGACUUUCCCAGCACAGAGAGUGUAGUUGAGUUAAUUAGGAUGCACUUUGGACAGAAAAGCUCUGCUCUUGAACCUGUAAACCUACCUCAUUUUCCAGUUCCGUCGCAUGACGAGCCGCGUUUUUCAUGUUUUAUUGAAUCUGAAGCUGCUGGGUCUGCAGUAAUGAUCAGCUGUAAAAUGCCAGCACGACAGCUCAAAACCAUAAAGGACUACAGGGAUUUGCUUGUGGAGUCCAUGUUCCUUCAAGCUUUAAACCAGAGAUUGUUUAAAGUUUCUCGUAGGAGGGAUCCACCUUUUUACUCAUGCUCUGCUGCUGCAGAUGAUCUAGUAUCUCCAAUUAAAGCUUAUAUAAUGACUUCGUCAUGUAAAGAGAGCGGAACUAUUGAGGCUUUGGAAGCAAUGGUCAUGGAGCUUGCAAGGAUUCAUUUGCACGGAUUUUCAGAUCGUGAAAUAUCUAUUGUUCGGGCACUACUAUUAUCUGAGAUUGAAUCUGCCUAUCUGGAGCGUGAUCAAAUACAAUCAACCAGCUUAAGGGACGAGUAUGUGCAGCAUUUCCUCUGCAAUGAACCUGUUGUAGGAAUUGAGUUUGAGGCACAACUCCAAAAAACUCUUCUACCAUCUAUCUCUGCGACUGAGGUAGCCACAUUUGCCCAGAAGUUCUGCACAACAAGCAAUUGCGUCAUCAAGGCAAUUGAGCCUCAGGCUACUGUAACUUUAGACGAGCUUAAAAAUGCUGUGUCAAAAGUUACAUGCCUUGAGGAAGGAAGAAGGAUCCCGGCUUGGGAUGAAGAGCAAAUUCCUGAAGAUAUAGUCGCUAUUGAGCCAAAUUCUGGGAGCAUUGAUCAGCUGCAAGAAUAUUCAGAUAUCAAGGCGACUGAGCUAAUUUUGUCAAAUGGCAUGAGAGUUUGCUAUAAGUGUACAGACUUCCUUGAUGAUCAGGUUCUUAUUUCUGGAUACUCAUAUGGAGGACUUUCAGAACUCUCAGAGACUGAUUAUUUUUCAUGUUCAAUGGGUUCAACCAUUGCUGGGGAAAUUGGCAUUUUUGGCCAUAAGCCAUCGUUGCUGAUGGACAUGCUAGCUGGUAAGAGGGCUGAGGUUGGAACAAAACUUGGACCAUAUAUGAGAACUUUCUCUGCUGACUGCUCACCAACAGACCUGGAAACUGCAUUGCAGCUUGUUUAUCAGCUUUUUAUGACAAAUGUGGAGCCCAUAGAGGAAGAAGCUAGAAAGGUGAUGGAAAUGGCAGAAGAAGCCGUCCGUGCUCAGGAAAGAGAUCCGUAUACUGCAUUUGCAAACCGUGUGAGGGAAAUAAACUAUGGAAAUUCUUAUUUCUUCAGGCCUAUUAGAAUUAGUGACCUGAAAAAGGUUGAUGCUUUUAAAGCAUGCAAGUAUUUCAGCAACUGUUUUAAGGAUCCAUCAACUUUCACGGUCGUGAUUGUUGGCAACAUUGAUCCUGCUAUUGCCAGUCCAUUGAUAUUGCAGUACUUGGGUGGAAUACCAAAGCCUCCUACCCCAAUUUUGCAGUUUAACCGUGAUGACCUCAAAGGCCUUCCCUUCACUUUACCUGACAAAAUAAUAAGGGAAAUUGUCCGUAGACCAAUGGUGGAAGCACAGUGUUCAGUGCAGUUAUGCUUUCCUGUGGAGCUGAAGAAUGGGGCCAUGAUUGAAGAGAUCCAUUUUGUCGGAUUUUUGAGUAAGCUGCUUGAGACAAAGAUGAUGCAGGUCCUCCGCUUUAAACAUGGGCAGAUUUACUCUGCAGGUGUUUCUGUAUUCUUGGGGGGUAACAAGCCAUCAAGAACUGGUGAUGUACGCGGGGACAUCAGCAUUAACUUUUCAUGUGAUCCUUCAAUGUCUUCAACUCUGGUUGACCUGGCACUAGAUGAGAUUUUACAUCUGCAGAAGGAAGGCCCCACGGAUGAAGACAUUUCAUCCAUACUUGAAAUCGAGCAGAGAGCGCAUGAAAAUGGAUUGCAGGAGAACUACUAUUGGCUGGACAGGAUUCUUCGAAGUUAUCAAUCAAGAGUCUAUUCUGGCGAUUUAGGUUCUUCUUUUCAGAUUCAAGACGAAGCACGUGUGAAAGUAAGAGCAUCUCUAACACCAACUGCAACAAAGUCUGCUUUGCAGAGGAUUCUUCCAUUACCUUGCAGCAAGAAGUAUACGGUGGUCAUUCUGAUGCCCCAAGCUAAACGUUGCAAAUUACUAAAUUCAUGCUUUUGGGAAACCUUUCAAAAUACGAAGGUUUUAAUAGGCAUAGCUGGUCUAACCAUUCUGACUGUCACUUUGUGGAGGUAUUCCCGUAGCAGCAUUAAUCCGGAGAAAUAACUCCAGAGUUAAAUACUUGGCUGCAUGUAAGGUUUGACUUGGGACAGAAUAUACGAAUUUAUCAACACAAGGUGUCAGAGAAAGCUUAUGCAAGAGGCCCUGGGGAGAUGUGCUCUACUGAAAGGAGAUCUUGAGCUUCCUGCAAUCAGUUUUGCGUGAGUUUGCAGCAAAUUAAAUCGGUGCAUAUAGUCCUAAGUCAUUUGACAGACAAUAUUUAUGAUCACUGUGAAUUUUGGAAACUAUGUUCGGCAUCCUUUCAUAUGUAUUGCUUCUAGGAGCAUGUAAAGAAGUAUUUCUAUGCCUCAAGUGAUAAUUCUAUGUG